Molecule: messenger RNA, 2580 nt
Organism: Tricharina praecox
Lineage: Eukaryota; Fungi; Ascomycota; Pezizomycetes; Pezizales; Pyronemataceae
Product: flavin-containing amine oxidoreductase-domain containing protein
Exons: 5
Coding region: 1-2580 (859 amino acids)
Molecular function (GO): protein binding; oxidoreductase activity
Source: RefSeq, a predicted model, not a curated record
AUGACAACGAUAUCCUCGGAGGUGUCUUCCCCGCAGACCGAGAGCACGGAUUCAACGAAACCCAGCGCGCCCUCGAUCCGCACAGUUCCAGACCGAACACUCACCAAAAACCGUGCGGAUUUCCGUCCGAAGACGUCAAUACCGCAGGAUCUUACGGCGGAGGAGUAUGCCAGCCAAUGCAUCCAGGCAGCGAUCGCAAGCCGUCUGUCGCCGUACCACCUGCACAGGGGUGAAUACGAGCUGCUGCGUCACUACAUUAACCACGUACACAUCACCAUCUACCUCCACAUCCGGAACGGGAUUCUGCGUCUCUGGCAGCGGAACCCGCUGGUCAGUGUGACCCGGGAAGAAGCGGCAGGCUGUGCAAAGGAUUAUCGGUUCUUCGAUGUUGCGGAGGUGGCGUACGACUGGUUGGUCAGGAAUGGGUAUAUCAACUUUGGAUGCAUAGAAGUUCCGAAUACAAUUAUCGGUCCUGUCAGCCCAAUCAAGCGACAAAAGACUGUAGUCGUGAUCGGGGCCGGAAUGGCCGGCCUGGGUUGUGCCCGGCAACUCGAAGGGCUGUUCUCGCAACUGGGGGAUAAGUUGCAACCGGACGAACAUCCGCCAAGAGUUGUGGUUCUCGAAGGCAGAGGCCGGAUCGGUGGGCGUGUUUACUCGCACCCGUUGAAGGACCAGUCGGGGUCGACGCUUCCACCCACAAAGCGUGUGACCGCUGAUCUGGGCGCACAAGUAAUCACUGGUUUCGAAAAUGGAAAUCCGCUGAAUAUUCUUGUGCGAGGGCAGUUGGCGCUGGAGUACCAUAGUCUGAAGGACAAUGAGGUGCUUUUUGACUCGGACGGGUCGAUGGUCGAUAAGGAGUGCGAUAGACUUGUAGAGAAGCUGUUCAACCACAUGCUCGAUCGCCCCGAAAUCACGGGCGAAGAGACGAUUUCGUUGGAACCGCAGGGGUCGAAUCUACAGUUCCCGACGCUUGGGAAAACGAUGGAUGCUGCGGUACAAAAGUACCAAGACUUCUUAUCGCUUACCCCCCUCGAUCUCAGAUUGAUGAACUGGCACUAUGCAAACCUCGAGUAUGCAAAUGCCUCCACUGUUGAUUCUUUGAGUUUGGGACACUGGGAUCAAGAUGACGGACAGGAGCCUGCUGGGCCGCACUCGGUCCUGCUCGGAGGGUACAUGCAGGUUCCGAGAGGCUUGCUGUUGGCGCCAAAGUUAUUAGAUAUCAAGCCCCGUCACAUUGUCAAGAAGAUUGUAUCUGGGCUUGGUAAGGACGACCUCUCGAAGAUCGAGUGCGAGAAUGGGGUUGUCAUUGAGGCGGAUGCGAUUGUGGUUACGCUGCCUUUGGGAGUAUUGAAGGCCGAAAAUGUUGAGUUUGAACCACCGCUGCCUGAUUGGAAGACGGGGGCAAUCAGGAGGAUGGGCUACGGAUUGCUCAAUAAAGUGGUAUUGGUCUUCGACGAGCCUUUCUGGGAUGCAGACAACGAUAUGGUCGGUGUCUUACGGGACCCUGUGGGAGACCCCCUACAACAACAGAGCUACGAAGCUAAUAGAGGUCGAUUCUAUAUGUUUUGGAACGCAAUGAAGCAGAGUGGCAAGCCGGUUUUGGUUUCUUUAAUGGCAGGCGAAGCAGCAGUACAAACGGAAUUUGAUACGGACGAGAAUAUCAUCGAAGAGGCCACUGCCGCCCUGCAAAAGAUGUACCCAGACAAAGUCGUCCCACCCCCAACCGAGACAAUCAUCACACGCUGGCGGAAGGAUCCAUUUUCCCGUGGAAGCUACUCGUACGUGGGACAGGAAGCGACGGCAGAGGACUAUGACCUGAUGGCGAAGCCGGUCGGAAACAAUCUCUACUUUGCCGGCGAAGCAACCUGCAAGUCGCACCCCGCUACUGUCCAUGGCGCAUACAUCAGUGGCCUCCGCGCAGCAGCAGAAGUCGUCACCUCGAUCCUUGGUCCGAUCCAGCCUCCUUGCCAUCCGCUCGUCCCCCCCAAGCCGAAGUUGGAGACGUCAUACUCCGGCGCCACCUCGCGAAAACGAAAAGCUGAGGAAUCCGCCAUAGAGAAGUCCCGCGAGCUCAAAACCCAGCGGCUAGAGUCCCAUGAGCAAGCCAUGAACGACGCCCUCAUCGCCACGCUCGGCGAGCGUCCCUCCAAGCCUGGCCGUUCCGGCGCUAACCCCUUCCUGCUCUACCAGAAGGACCACUGGUUCAUCUGCAAAGGCAAAUGCGACGAGGCUCGGCGGAAAGCUACUAAUAACCCGGAAGCGAAGGCAACUAGGAAUGAAGUUCGUGCAGCUCUGGGACAGAUGUGGCGGGAUGCCCCCGAGAAUGAGAAGCGCCCGUAUCUGGCCGAGACAGAGAAGAAUAAGGAGAGUAAUGCGGCUGGAAUCGUGGACUUCAAAAAGAAAAUUAAGGACUGGGAUGUUGCCGCCGCAAAGUUCAAGAAGGAGUGGAAGGAGAAGAAUGUCAGCGUCCCGAGUGAAGAGGAAAAGCAGGCGACGAGGCAGGCAGAGUUGGAGAAGCAGGAGAUUAAGCGCAGCCGGAAGAUGAACGGAUACGCUGAUUCGGAGGACGAAGAUUACUGA